ACGGCCGGGUGCCGCGGUCGCCCUGGAUGGGCCAUCACCUGGCACACGGCCGGCGCGGCGGGUCUGCGGGUCUGCUGCCCGAGACCGGCCGCCCCAGAGCAGCGGCCGCCGGGCGCGCCGGGCGGCCACAGUGGAGCACCGACGGAGCACCUGGCCGCACGCGGCGCAGAGCACGGCGGUCGACGGUCGCGGUCAGCCACAGCGACGGCAGGUCCUGCCGCGGACAGAACAGCGACGCGUGGGGACAUCGCUGGUGAUCGGUGACUAGACUAAACACCCAAACAGAUCGAUUGUGGUGUCAGUGGUGAAACGGCUGCUUAUCCCAAACGGUGGCUGUUUGUGUUUACACAGGCGGUGCCAGCGUAAAAGAGAAACACGUCAAAGUGAAGUGGUGCUGUAAGAGGUGUUUUGACACCCCAAACAUCUACAGAAGGAGCCUACCCGGUAUCAGGCUGGGGCACAACACCGUAUCGGUGUAGCCGUCACAGUUUGUCAUAGCAGAAGGCGACAAUUCAUCCCAUUCUGAGGACUUCACUCAACCAAAACAAACCGCACAUCGCAUCCUAUCCCAUACUUUUCCAUAUCACCCACCGCCUCCGCCACUCGCUUGUAUCACUCGCCCGCCUGUCUAUCCCGCCUGCCCCGCCCGCCUGUCCAUCCCGCCUGUCCAUCCCGCCUGUCCCGCCCGCCUGCGUCGCCGCCUGCGCCGGUCGUCGGGGCGAUGACAGCGGUGACAGCAUGAGGGGUCGGCUGGUGCUCGAGCAGCUGAUGCGACUGUUCAUCAUCGUCGUCUGCCUGACGCUGAUGGUUCCCGCUGACGCCAUCUGGUGGGCAAUUGGUUCACCUCUGCUGAUGGAUCCCGACCGCGUGUGUCGCCGGCUGCGACACGCCCGAGGCCGCCGAUCGCGCAUCUGCCGCCGGCAGCCAGAGGUCAUUGAACAGGUGCACAAGGGUGUCGCCCUGGCCACCAAGGAGUGCCAGUUCCAGUUCCAGAACCGGCGCUGGAACUGUACCACCGACAGACGCAGCCUGAAGCGGAUACUGAUGAAGGAUCUGCGUGAGACCGGUUUCGUAAACGCCAUCACGUCAGCAGGACUGAUGCACGCCAUCACCGCGGGCUGUUCGCGGGGUCACAUCAUCGACUGCACCUGUGAGGUGCCGGUGUCGGUGCGUAAGACCGACCACCGAUGGUCGUGGAGCGGCUGCGGCGAUAACGCCGUGUACGGCUACAAGAAGUCGCGCCAGUUCCUGGAGGCGCUGUUCCGCCGCAAGGCUGACGUCAAAACGCUCAUCAUGCUGCACAAUAACGAGGUCGGACGACUGGCGAUCCGGCGGCACAUGCGUCUGGCGUGCAAGUGUCACGGCCUGUCCGGCUCGUGCACGGUACGCACGUGCUGGCGCCGGAUGCCGCAGUUCCGGGAGGUCGGCGACCGGCUCCGGAUCAGCUUCGACAAGGCCGUGCGCGUGAUGCCCGGAAACGACGGCAAGAGUCUGGCGCCGGCCGAGGAGGGACUCCGGCUCCGGCGCACACUCGUCUACGCCGAGAAGAGCCCGUCGUUCUGCGAGCCGAACCGACGGCUGGGCAGUCUGGGCUCGCAGGGGCGCCGGUGUCAGCUGGAGGGGGACGGGUGUCUGACCAUGUGCUGCGAGCGUGGCUUCACCACCGUGCAGCUCAACACCACCGUCAACUGCCGGUGUCGCUUCCACUGGUGCUGCGAGGUCACUUGCGACAAAUGUCCGCAUGUGGAGACUCAGCAUUUCUGCCGGUAGUGUCGCUCUUUGCCGCCAGAGGGGCGGGCGACGUCGGUGUUCGUGUCUAAAUAGGUGUUGCUAGCAUCGCUGUUGAUUGAGAAGGGGUGAUGUGCCUUCUUGAUGCUGUGGUUAUUUACGCGCUUAUGAAGUGAGCCAUGAGUGUCAGGGCGAGAGAUGCUAGGUGUUUAUAUUGUUUUGAAUGAAGUGUGAUGUUGAGUGCAGGUCCAUUUGUGAUUUUAACCUUGAAAUGCGCACGACUCAAGGCUGGCAAGUGCAUAAGAUGCCUUUAUGUCUCAUUUGCGGUGCCUAGAGCAUUGGUGCCUGAGACACUCCCCAGACUUGUCUAUGCUAAACGUACCAUUCAGAAAAUAAUCGGUGUACCUACCUGUGCCGCUUUACCAGCUGUGUCGAUGUGCAUUCGAGUGCAAUUUGAGCGACACGACGAUAGCGAAUAUUGAAAAUACAUGUCAUCCAAAGAUGUCAUUGCUGUUGAAUGUUGAGAAACUGUUCGGCAAUAAAUGAUCCUCUGCAAUUUA
Molecule: messenger RNA, 2288 nt
Organism: Amphibalanus amphitrite
Lineage: Eukaryota; Metazoa; Arthropoda; Thecostraca; Balanomorpha; Balanidae
Product: protein Wnt-6-like
Exons: 5
Coding region: 739-1770 (343 amino acids)
Biological process (GO): neuron differentiation; multicellular organism development; cell fate commitment
Cellular component (GO): extracellular region
Molecular function (GO): frizzled binding; cytokine activity
Source: RefSeq, a predicted model, not a curated record